UUUUCCCGGGCGGUGAUGGCGCGCACGGGCGCCGGGAGACAAGGGCCGUUGUAGCGGACUGAGCGGCGGGCCGGAGGCGGCCCUAGCGCCCGGUCGCGCGCCAUGGCCCCCAUGGGCAUCCGCCUGUCCCCGCUGGGGGUGGCCGUGUUCUUCCUGCUGGGGCUCGGGGUGCUCUACCACCUCUACUCGGGCUUCCUGGCCGGCCGCUUCAGCCUGUUCGGCCUGGGCGGCGAGCCGGCGGCGGACGGGGCGGCCGAGUCGGCCGGCGGCGACGGGGGCGCGGUGGACCUGCGCGAGAUGCUGGCCGUGGCGGUGCUGGCGGCCGAGCGCGGCGGCCAGGAGGUGAGGCGGGUCCGCGAGAGCAACGUCCUCCACGAGAAGUCCAAGGGGAAGACGCGCGAGGGCGCCGAGGACAAGAUGACCAGCGGCGACGUGCUCUCCAACCGCAAGAUGUUCUACCUGCUCAAGACGGCCUUCCCCAACGUGCAGAUAAAUACUGAGGAACAUGUGGAUGCAUCUGACAAGGAGGUCAUUGUAUGGAAUCGUAAGAUUCCUGAGGACAUCCUGAAGGAAGUAGUUGUUCCUAAAGAAGUACCUGCGGAAAGCGUGACUGUCUGGAUUGACCCGCUUGAUGCUACCCAGGAGUACACGGAGGAUCUUCGGAAUUAUGUCACUACCAUGGUGUGUGUAGCUGUGAAUGGCAAACCUGUGCUAGGAGUUAUUCACAAGCCAUUUUCUGAAUAUACAGCUUGGGCAAUGGUAGAUGGUGGUUCAAAUGUGAAAGCCCGCUCCUCCUACAAUGAGAAGACCCCAAAGAUCAUUGUAUCUCGCUCUCAUGCAGGGAUGGUCAAACAAGUUGCUUUACAGACCUUUGGAAAUCAGUCGUCAAUCAUCCCAGCUGGUGGUGCUGGUUAUAAAGUUUUAGCACUCUUGGAUGUGCCUGACGUGAGUCAAGAAAGAGCAGAUCUGUAUAUUCAUGUGACAUACAUCAAAAAGUGGGAUAUCUGUGCUGGCAAUGCUAUUUUAAAAGCCCUUGGGGGGCAUAUGACCACUCUGAGUGGUGAAGAGAUCAGUUACACUGGGUCCGAUGGCAUUGAAGGGGGACUCCUUGCUAGCAUUAAAAUGAAUCACCAAGCUCUGGUCAGAAAACUCCCAGAUUUAGAAAAGUCAGGACAUCAAUAAGCAUUCCUAAGCAGAGUGCAACUCCGUGAAUUGUUCAGCCUGAACUUUCGGAAGCUUCAAAGGACUGGUGGAGACUAUGCAUGGUUAAGGCCAUCCUGAACUUAGGAAGUACUUAUGAAGCAUCAGAGACUUACUUUCCCUGAAAUAGGAUGUAAAAUCAGGGAAAUUAGGUUGCUUCAUUUCUCAAGUAUUGUCUUUAUUUUUGAGACUAUUUUCAUACAGUUGUCAUACACAAGGCAUAUAUAUAUAUAUAUGUAUGUGUAUAUAUAUAUAUAUAUUUGUGUAUUAAAAUCUAGCUAGGUCUACACUGUUAUGAGUCACCAUUUUCACUCAAAUGAUGAGUCUACACUGUUGAGAAUUUCGUAUAGAAUUGGGUUUGAGGAAGGCUUCAUUUUGUAUAGAUGUGUAGUGUACUUUUGAGGUUGUAUCUUACUGAAAAUAAAGUCAUUGGUGAUUUUUACUCCUCACAUGGAAAGCACAAGAAGUCUCAUAUUCAUUAAUUGCAACAAGUGUUCUGGUCAUCUGCCAUUUCUAUGGAUUUAGUAGAAAAGGCUAUAAACAGAUUUUUUUCUCUGAAACUUCACUAACAGAUUCACCAGCUGAUAGAAAGUCUAGACAAAUGAUGAGCUGCGCUAGAGUUUUCGUGAUGUAGACUUUGUUUUCAUCAAAGUCUAUCUAUGGUUCCAACAUUUCUGCCAUGUUACUGUUGACUUUCAUUUCCCCUUGGAAGAUGUAUUCAUCCAUUCUUUCUCUGUUGAGCUGGAAGUUGGCUUUAAGCUUCAAUAUUAGCAUUAUGAGUUCUAUAUUUUUUAUUCGAGAUAAAAUAUGCUGUAAGACACUAUAAGAAUAUAAAUGAUUUUCUAAUAAUUGAAAGUUAUUUCACAUUAAAUGGACUGACUGGUCUUCGUUAUUUUUCAGGAAUUUGGUUUCAGCAAAUUUUUGCAUCCUUGCCAGGUUUAACAGUAGAGAUUCCCUUAUUAUCAAAAAUGGGCACAGUUCCUUUUUAACUUUAAUGGACUUAAAAUAACCACAUUCUCAAAGAAAUUACUUUUAACCAUAAUCCCGUUGUUUUCUCUCAGAUUACUGUCAUGAAACUGACGAAAAAUUCUCCCCUAUUCAGUUGGCAGAAUGUGGUUAGAAAAAGAGAUGAUGGCAUUUGUCACGUUGCUGACUAAGCUUGCUUUCCAAGCUGUGUUUUCUGUUGCUCUAAGAACUUGUUUUUGUUGGUGUGUUUUUUCUUAGCGUGAUCUAGAAAAUUGAUGUAUCAUGUUUUUUCAUGUGGCUUUGAUACCCUUCUAAACUUGAAUGAGUAAUUUCUCAUAUUUUCUUUUCUUAAAAACAUAACCCUAAAGCAGUUUUCUGUUUAUUUUCCUAUCUUAGAGGUAAAAUUGAGCCGAGUGGCCAUGCUAGCCUGAUAGACACACCUCAUGUAGGUUUUCACGUCAUGAGGUGCAAGGCCCCGGUGGUUCCUCAGUAGUGGACGGAAUCUUAGUGCUGUACAGAGCUCUCCCCAGACCUAGCUAGCAUUGCCUUCAUGCAGUGAAAAGUCCAAGUUCUGUAAGUUGGAAACUUAAUGUUUAUGUAGCAGGAGUUGUGAGUGUUGACAACAGUUUCUGACACUAAUUACUUAGCAAUAUGACAAGAGAAAGCAAAUGCUGCUUUCUCCAGAGAUGACAGAAGCAGGUCCUCACCAGAGUCCUGUGACACAGACAUUUGUUUUCUCCAGAGAUGACAGAAGCAGGCCCUCACCAGAGUCCUGUGAUACAGACAUUUGCUUUCUCCAGAGAUGACAGAAGCAGGCACUCACCAGAGUCCUGUGAUACAGACAUUUGUUUUCAUUGUAAUAUGUCAGAACAGGAAAUGGAAUGUGAUUGAAAAUGUUCUAAUGUGCGGAAACUUAUCAUUCAGUAGAAGCAAAACUAGUUCAUAUUAGCAAACAAGAUUGUUUUUAAAUUUCAUUAAUCUAUAUAACUAAGGAUAUAAACAAUGUGUGUUAAGCUCAAAAGAUGUUGGCUGAGAGUUGAAAGUAUUAUUUUAUAAUUUGUUGGUGUUGUCUAGUUACUAAUGAUUUUACAUACUUAUAUAGACAUUUAUAGUUCAUUUUUAAAAAAUUUGUUUAAGAGCCAAUAUACAUUACAAGGAAAAUGGUAUUUAUAUUUAUUUAUGAGGUAUUAUUGUGCCAGAAUGUACUAGCCAUAGAGUAUGUAAUAUCUCUCAGAAUUAACAUUAAAUUGUUUUAUUUCUAAACAUAACAAACUAAGCAAGUUUACAUUUGGAAGUGCACCUCUUUUCCCUUUGGUAGAAGCAGAGACAUCAGAGCCUCGCCUGUCUCCUAGGCCACCCAUCAGUCCCUUUGCACCCUGCCCUAUGUUUCCUUUUGGCCCUCUUUCUUAGCUGCUGUGCCACCUUGCCCCGUGCUUAACCCAGAUUUCUUCUAUAAACACAUUCCUCUUUAUAUUGGCCACUGAACACUGAAUUGAGACUUUGGUAAAGUUCACAGUGAAAGUGAUCAAUCCUGGAAGAGAUCUGGUUAGCCAUUAUUUUUGAGAAGUAAAGAAAAUCACCUUCAAAACCUUAAA
Molecule: messenger RNA, 3761 nt
Organism: Arvicola amphibius (Eurasian water vole)
Lineage: Eukaryota; Metazoa; Chordata; Mammalia; Rodentia; Cricetidae
Gene: Bpnt2
Product: 3'(2'), 5'-bisphosphate nucleotidase 2
Exons: 5
Coding region: 103-1182 (359 amino acids)
Biological process (GO): phosphatidylinositol phosphate biosynthetic process; skeletal system development
Cellular component (GO): endomembrane system
Molecular function (GO): 3'-nucleotidase activity
Source: RefSeq, a predicted model, not a curated record